AGCCGCCAGUGCCGGCGCACCGAACGAAUUGACCAGCAACCAGUUUCCGGUUUCCAGUCUCCAACAUGGGACUGCAAAUGGUGUCUCUACUAAAGCGGCAGUUCCAUUCGUUCUGUGUGGAUUCCUGAAGGUCGGGGGUUUAUUUUUACACCUGUGCGCUGCGGGUCCGCCAUUCGUCCAGAUUACGUGAGAUCGUGACAAAGCCAUGAUAGCCCCGCGGAAACCCAAUCAGGGUCCGGUCCGACCGAGAGCUCGCAGGAACAGCUAUGUGUUGCCCAAGUAUCCUCUCCCUCGUCUACAGGACACAUUGGACACCUACCUAGACUGUAUGAAACACCUGGUGACGGAGGACCAAUACAGAACCACCAAGGCCAUCGUAGAAAGGUUUGCGGCCCGCGGUGGGGUCGGAGAACUUUUGCAGGAACAUUUGAUGAAGCGAAAAGAAAGCAAAGUUAACUGGAUUUAUGAUUGGUGGUUGGAUAAUAUGUAUCUAUGCAAUCCAGUUGCACUUCCAGUAAACUCCAGCCCCGGAAUGGUCUUCCCUCGUCAGAGCUUUCAGGAUGAGGCUGAUCAGCUCAGGUUUGCUGCACGUCUCAUUUGUGGAAUACUGGAUUACAAAGUCAUGUUGGACGCCCGUGCCUUACCCAUUGAUUUUGCCCGUGGUCAAUUAGCAGGACGUGCCUUGUGCAUGGAACAAUACUACCGGCUUUUCUCAUCUUACCGUCUCCCAGGCCAACAAAAAGACACACUGGUAGACCAGAAAAGCAAUGGAAUGCCUGAAACGGAGCAUGUCAUUGUGGCUUGCCGAAACCAGUUCUUUGUUUUGGAGGUUGUCAUAAACUUCAGGCGUUUGAACGAAAGUGACUUAUUCACCCAGUUGAGAAAGAUCGUGAAAGUGGCAGAGAAUGAGGAAGAAAGGGCAGCUCCCAUUGGACUGCUGACAGCAGAUGACAGGCCCAAAUGGGCAGAGGCAAGGAAAGUGGUUUUGAGAGAUUCAGCUAAUCGAGACUCUCUGGAUGCCAUUGAGCAUUGCAUAUUUCUACUAUGUUUAGAUGAACCAAGUGGUAUUGCACAGACCGAUCUCAGUAUGGCUCUGCAGAUAAUGCAUGGCGAAGGCUGGCACAAAAACGGUGCAAAUCGGUGGUACGAUAAAACUAUGCAGUUUAUUGUUGGAAAAGAUGGAUUGUGUGGUCUGGUUUAUGAGCACUCUCCUGCAGAAGGAAUCACUGUCAUACAAUGUGCCGAACAUCUCCUCUGCUACAUUAAAGAGACCUCAAGGAAGUUGGUACGCGUGGACUCUCACUGUGAGUUGCCUUCUCCUCGAAGACUGAGAUGGAAAUGCGACGCCGAAAUUCAUAGAUACUUAACCUCAGCAGCUGAGAGACUUCAAAGGUUGGUAGAGAACAUUGACCUGAACAUCUACCGGUUGAGGGAUCUCGGGAAAGAUUUUAUCAAGAGACAAAAGAUGAGCCCUGAUGCCUUCAUCCAAGUUGGUUUGCAGCUGUCGUUUUACAGAUGUCACGGAAGACUUGUCCACACAUAUGAAAGUGCUUCUGUACGUUGCUUCCAGGAUGGAAGAGUUGAUAAUAUCCGAUCAGCAUCUAAAGAGGCAUUGGAGUUUGCAAGAGCAAUGGUAGAUGGAAGAGCGUCAAUCACAGACUCAAAGAAGAUGGAGCUUCUCUGGGCCGCAAUCAAUGCACAGAUCAAUUAUACCAUUCGAACUAUUACAGGGAUGGCAAUUGACAAUCAUUUACUUGGACUACAGGAGAUGGCAAAAGAACUACACAUGGAUAUACCUAAACUAUUCACCGAUAAAAUGUACCUGACGAGUAACCAUUUUGUCCUCUCAACCAGCCAGGUACCAACUACAAUGGAUGGGUUUCUGUUUUAUGGACCUGUAGUUCCAGAUGGUUACGGUGUUGCUUACAAUCCACGUUUCGAUCAUAUUAUCUUCUGCAUCUCCAGCUUCAAUAAUUGCAAGGAAACCUCUUCCAGCAUGUUUGCAAAAUCCGUGGAGAGAAGCUUUAAAGAGAUGAAGGACCUGUGUGUUAAGCAUAACACCAGUGCCAAGCAAAGCUUUCUGGGGAAUGCAACGUAUAUUGUUCAGAAUGGAAGAAAAUCACACCAGUGAAAGCUGGCAAAUCGGGUUGUACUGUGAAAUGUUCACACGAUCAUUUCUCUAUGCCAAAGAGUAGAAUUAAUUAAAUUGGUAUCAAUUUGAAGCUUGUAAGUAAUCUGGUGGCAUAUUAACCCACUACUAUUUGCACAUGAUAUCAAAAGACAUUAUAAUGAAGUCAAAUGUAUCAUUCGGUCUACUCUGCUGUACUAGUGAUGUGGAAAAAUAGAAAUAUAUGUUCUGCACAUCAGCCCUUGAUAGACUGGUCUGCCAAAUAUAUUUUCUCAAUAGUCGGUGUUGAUAUUGUGCCAUCGCAUCCAUGAUCUCUGUGUUAUGGAUGCUAUUCAUAGACUGGGUGCAUUUUGUUUACUGAUGAACUUGUUUUCGUGAUAUUGUAUUUACAUUAUUUCUGAAGGCUUUAUAUCCCAAACAGUAAGUCUCCAUCAUGGUGUCCCUGUUUAUUAAAUUGCAAAGUUGGCGUGCUAAAAUAUGUGAUGUUAUCGGAAACUGCAACCUUUAUUGUAAAUGUUUCAGACAUCCUGGUUUAAAUUUUACACAAAGCAUUCUUGUACAAGUAAUUGUAGUGUACCU
This is a messenger RNA of Mobula hypostoma (lesser devil ray), 2707 nucleotides long. It is a transcript of the gene chata, whose product is annotated as choline O-acetyltransferase a. The transcript is spliced from 15 exons. The record is from RefSeq and is a predicted model, not a curated record. Gene Ontology annotation, molecular function: choline O-acetyltransferase activity. The coding region runs from base 206 to 2131 and encodes 641 amino acids. Gene Ontology annotation, biological process: acetylcholine biosynthetic process; neuromuscular synaptic transmission. Gene Ontology annotation, cellular component: cytoplasm; neuron projection. NCBI's taxonomy places the organism in Eukaryota, Metazoa, Chordata, Chondrichthyes, Myliobatiformes, Myliobatidae.